AGACACACCCUCACCUGGACCACAGGGUACAGGUGAAAAAGACAAUCUCCGCCAGUUUCAAGGGAUAACCCAGAUGUGUGGGAAGCAUCUCCAGCCGGUUUCUUAUUCCUGCUGGGAUUUUUUUUUUCGAGAUGGGAGGGAGGAUCCCGGUCUGCGCGGCUCACUGAGUGAAAACAACCCACAGUAUCAACAAGUAGAGGACACAAAGUCCUUCUGAGGGACUUUUAUAUUCAUAUCCGUUAACCUCUGCGAACAAACGGGAUAAGUUCACCGUAACGGAGACACGGCACUUCUCUGUAAUGGAGCGGUACGAUAACUUUGAUUUGGAUCUGGAGUGUGAUGGAGGAGCUGUCUCUCAAAAAACCCCAUUAUUCGGUGGGAUAUUCAAAAAAUCCUCCAAGUCUACAGAACCAUCUGCACAGGACAAUUUAUCAGUCAACGGUGAGCUGUCAAAGAGCAAUGACAGUCUGUCUGACAACACCAAGAAGAAGGGAUUUUUUAAAGGAAUGCUUAAAAAGACAACCAAAUCUGCCAAAGAGGAUCAGCCACAGGCCACCUUGUCAUUACAAACCCCUGAACUGUCUGCCAGCAAUGACAGUUUAGACAGCAAGUCAAAGGAUAAAUCAGGUGUGCUGGGUGGAUUAUGGAAAAUAUCUCACAAACUGAGACAUGUACAGAGGCCUUCGCAGGAUCUGUUGGAUAUCUCAGAGAGUAAUGACAGUCUGUCUGAGGACGCCAAUGCAAAGGAGGAUUUGUCCGCACCCAGUAAGAUCUCAGGCAGCAACGACAACCUGUCUGUAAACGGCAACACUAAGGAGACCAGUGGGAUGUUCAGCGGUAUGUUUAAAAAAUCCCCAAAGCCUUAUGGAGCGAGAGGACAAUCUCAGGAGGAUUUGUCUGCACCGAAUGAUCUCUCUGGCAGCAAUGACAAUCUCUCUGAGAACCACGCAAAAGAGAAAGGAGGAAUCUUCACUGGCAUGUUCAGAAAAAAAGGUGCCAAAUCUCAGUCUCAGGAUGAUUUGUCUGUUGAUGAUGAACCCCUUGCUGGUAAUGACAGUGCUGUGGAGAAGUCUUCAAAAGGUGGCGUUGCAAAGAUCUUGAGGAAUCCCUUCACCUCCUCGUCGCAGGAUAAGGAAAAGACUGACCCCUCGGGAGACUCACAGGAGACUGUUUCUACCACAGAGAAGCCCAAAACCAAGCAGGAGAAGAGCUCCAACGGUGAUGAUGAGGAGACAAGCGACCACGGAGAUAACGAAUCCACUCACAAACAGAAUAAACUGGCUGGGGCAAUGACAAAGCUGAAUCCGUUUCGAUUUGCAAACAAGAAUGAAAAGGAGGCGGGCUUAGAUGAAGAAGAUCCAACUGUCAGCAACGAGAAGUCAUCAGACCAGAAGCAGGUCAAAAGUAACAUGAACCAGUACGAAAGAAGGGAAAGGAGUGCAGCUAUCCUGGUCCCAUCCAGACCAACUCAGGAGGAGAAGGAAACGUUCUCACAUGACAAAGUAAAACCAAGAAGAACUGAGGAUAAUAAUGAAGGCAAAGACAUGACCUCCAGAGAGAAGAAAGAAAAACCUGCUAAGCCUCCUGCAGUUCCUGCUCGACCAUCAGAAGAGGAGCUGAACAGAAUAAUUAGACACAGUCGACAAAAGCUGAAGAACCAACAGAGCCCAUCAGGUGAAGAGGGCAUAAAAGAAGAUGAAUCUGCUGUAGCCAAAGACGGCGAUGAUGAGAAGAACUCUCCAGAGGGUAAAACUGCUAAAGUGGAAAAACACAAGCGUCACAAUCCAUUUAUGGCCCAUUUACGUUCUGCAGACAAGGAUGGAUCUGAUGAUGAAGCGCUCAAAGUUGAUGACGAGUCUGCACCCAAAGACGAAACGAAUGAAGAGGAGGGCAAGGAAAAAACCGAGACUAAAGACAAGAAAACAAAGAGAAACAACCCAUUCAUGCAUUGGGCCAAGGCUGCAUCUGAUGAUGAAGGACUUAAAGAAGAUGAAGAGGAAAAUAAUGAAGUGGAGGACAUGGAAAGAACAGAGAACAAAGUCAAGAAACCGAAGAAACACAACCCAUUCAUGUCUCGGAUCAAGGCUGCAUCUGAUGAUGAAGGGCUGAAUGAAGAUGAGGAAUCUGCAUCUGAAGAGGAAAAGAAUGAAGACGUGAACAAGGAAAAAACAGAGAUCAAAGUCAAGAUAAAAAAGAAGCACAACCCGUUCAUGCCUGGUGUAAAGGCUAAAGUUGUACAGAGACGUGCACAAGAAGCAGCCAAAGCAGAGAAUGAAGGUGAAAACAGGUCUGUGUUCGACCAGCUAGAGGACUACCGUAUUGGCCCUGCCUCAGCAGAAGAUAGUAAUGAUGUGGAUCUUAUGGAAUGGUGGGAAAAUGUGGAACAAUGGAAAGACACACCUCAACAUGAAGACAUGACUGAAAAAGAAGAGGCCAAGGCAUUUGCUUUGACCGCUGACAAGCUGCAGAAGGGCAUCAGAGUCUUCAACAAACUGUUCACUGAGCGGGCAGAGAGCCUCUGGCAGCAUGUCAUCGACCUCAACGCCAUCGCCGAUGGGCUCGACAAGUUCAGCAAGAACACGAAGAUCGCUCAAAUCACAGGCGGCUCCACCAGCGCCAUUGGGGGCGUCACCACUGUUACUGGCCUUGCACUGGCUCCAGUCACCAUGGGAACUUCCUUGAUUGUGACUGCAGUGGGACUGGGCAUUGCCGCGGCAGGCGGUCUGACAUCAGCAGGUGCCGGCAUCUCCAACCAGGUCAACAACACCAUGGACCGCAAGAAGGUGGAGAAGAUCGUGCAGGACUACCAGGAGAAGAUGGAAGACCUGAACAAGUGCCUGACGUUCAUCAAACAGGGUAUUGAGAACCUGCGCAGAUUUGACCUGAUCAAGAUGAAGAAUAGUGCAUACAAUCAGGACUUCCCUGCACUUACUAGCAGAUUCUAUGAAGAUGGCGCCAUGGCAGGAAAGGCGAUCCUCAUCAAUGCCAAUGAAAUCAUGCGUUUUGUCCAGAUCGCCCAUGUAGCAGGUAGCACCGCAGCCAGAGCGGUCCAGAUUGCUAGUAUGGCAACUGGUGUGCUCACCGGACUGUUUGUAGUUAUGGAUAUCUACUUUGUGUCCAAAGACUCCAAAGAACUCAAGAAAGGGGCAAAAUCAGAGUUUGCUGCCAAAAUCAGGGAGGUGGCGCAACAGCUGCACGACGGUCUGGUGGAGCUGAACUCAAUACACCAAGAGCUGCAGUUCAACUCGCCAGAAAAAGACUCUGAGAAAGCCACAGAAGAUCUGGACAGUGAAAAGAAAGAUGAUGACAGCUCAGAUGAAGAUGAAAUCGACCGCAUUAAAAAAGCCAUCAAAAAGGAGCUUGAGAACCGAGAAUAUGUUUGACACAUAACUAGGAAAUACUUUCAGCUUUGCUUCCUUAGACAGCUUAUUAGUCACAAGCAAAUGUUUUGUAUUUUACUGUCUAUGAAGUAUUUGGUGCCAGAUUUUUAAAGUUAAACUGCAAUCAGGUGUAUUUUAAUUGUCCAAAAGGAGCCCUUAAAGGUUAAAAUAUUAAGUUAAAUAUCUAAACCAGGGGUCAGCAACCUUUAACACCCAGAGAGCCGUUUGGACCCAGUUUCCACGGAAAAGAAAACACUGGGAACCGCAAAUACUUUUUGACAUCUAAAAUAAAGAUAACACUGUUAUUGUUUUUUACCUUUAUGCUUCGUAUAAACAACUAAAGUGUGUUGCUUAUGAAAUCCAUGAAGU
Molecule: messenger RNA, 3749 nt
Organism: Oreochromis niloticus (Nile tilapia)
Lineage: Eukaryota; Metazoa; Chordata; Actinopteri; Cichliformes; Cichlidae
Product: glutamic acid-rich protein
Exons: 35
Coding region: 300-3383 (1027 amino acids)
Biological process (GO): lipid transport; lipoprotein metabolic process
Cellular component (GO): extracellular region; membrane
Molecular function (GO): lipid binding
Source: RefSeq, a predicted model, not a curated record